UGCGCGUGCGCGAGCGAGCGUGGCGGACGCGCGCACGUCUGUCCCCGUGUGUGUAUAUUUGGGCUCGGCUCGGCUGCUGUCGGUCGGUCGUGUUUCCCCGGUGCAGCGGGAGCGGGUCGGCGGUGCGUCGCAGCAGUGUGUGUGUGUGUGUGUGAGAGAGAGAGAGAGAUGGUGAUGGAGAAGCCGAGCCCCCUGCUCGUAGGACGUGAGUUUGUGCGGCAGUACUACACGCUCCUGAAUAAAGCGCCGGAUUACCUGCACAGGUUUUACGGCAGGAGCUCCUCGUAUGUUCACGGCGGUGUGGACGGCACUGGGAAGCCGGAGGAGGCCGUCUACGGUCAGGCGGAGAUCCACAAGAAGGUGAUGUCUCUGCAGUUCAGUGAGUGUCACACUAAGAUCAGGCAGGUGGAUGCCCAUGCGACGCUGGGGGGCGGGGGGGUGGUGCAGGUGAGGGGUGAGCUUGGACGUGAACGUCUGGGAGAAAAUCUGAUGCGUGUCGAUAUAUAUUGUGUUAAAGGUUCUGCUGUCAAUAAGUUCUAUGUGCACAAUGACAUCUUCCGCUAUGAAGAAGAGGUGUUUGGAGACUCUGAGGCUGAGCUGGGAGGUAAAACUACAGAUCGAACUCACACUCUCUCACACUGUGGUCGUCUGCAGGCGUUCUCCUGGGCUCUGGUGACCAGUAAGAAUCUUCCUCCGGCUCACUUGGUGAAAGCUGCCGGCGUUCAGGCUCGAGUGGAGCUCAAACAGGAUGGUCAGCCGUCAUUACCCAGAGAUCAGCGGCGCGAGAGACCUGGCUUCCCUCUACGAGGACCACGAGCAGGUGACGCACACUCA
Sinocyclocheilus grahami is the source of this 834-nucleotide messenger RNA. RefSeq names its product ras GTPase-activating protein-binding protein 2-like. Gene Ontology annotation, molecular function: mRNA binding. The annotation marks the transcript as partial. Gene Ontology annotation, cellular component: ribonucleoprotein complex; cytosol. The record is from RefSeq and is a predicted model, not a curated record. The transcript is spliced from 8 exons. NCBI's taxonomy places the organism in Eukaryota, Metazoa, Chordata, Actinopteri, Cypriniformes, Cyprinidae.